Trichomonas vaginalis G3 is the source of this 852-nucleotide messenger RNA. RefSeq names its product intracellular protein transport. The record is from RefSeq and is a predicted model, not a curated record. Gene Ontology annotation, molecular function: structural molecule activity. Gene Ontology annotation, biological process: intracellular protein transport; intra-Golgi vesicle-mediated transport; protein secretion. NCBI's taxonomy places the organism in Eukaryota, Parabasalia, Trichomonadida, Trichomonadidae. Bases 1 to 852 code for a protein of 283 amino acids. Gene Ontology annotation, cellular component: COPI vesicle coat; Golgi membrane; endoplasmic reticulum. The transcript has a single exon.
AUGGUUUCAGACGAAACGGACGACAUCUCACACGACGAACAUGUUUCAGAUAAUUCAGAACAAACAACAGAUCUUCAACAAGUCACCGACGAAACUACAUUUAUUCCCGUUGAGUUUGACGAUAACAUCAAACGUAAGUAUGGUGAUAUUAUCCGUAAAACGGAUGCUAUUGACCUCACUGAUCGUGAUGAAGAGUUUGUUGUUUCAUAUUUCGUUAACAUCUUCAAGAAACACAUUAUUUUAGAGUUUAUUGUCACUAACACGAUUGAAGACAAAGUAUAUAAUGACUUGUCUAUCAGAUUGAGUGACAUCGAUGUUUUAGAUGACUCAAAUGAAUACGUUGCCAAACAAGUUGGUUAUCAACAAACAGUCUCCACAUGUUUAGUCCUUGAACGUAGUCAAAGUCAUCUUUGUUUCGGCACAUUCAGUGCUAAACUCGAAUACACGGAUUCCGAUGUUGGCUCGGAAGAUGAGUACAAUUUGGGGGAUGUUUAUUUAGGUCCCGAAUUUUGGUGCGAGCCUAUCUCAGUUGAUUUCGAGCGUGAAUGGGAUAACGAACAAUAUAUUAAAUGCACAAAAGCAUUUGUUAUGUCUAAUGACAAAGACACCGAAUCUGCUGUUAAGCGUAUCGAAGACGAUUUCUCAUGGCUUCAUUUUGUUUGUAAAGGCGAAAACUCUAAGAACACGGCUAUUAUUCUUGAUUUCAGUGGUCAAAUGAUCGACAACGGUCCUUUUGUUCUUGUUCGCACCGAAGUUGGUUCAUCCAAGUCCAAAGGCAUUAUUUGUCGUGUUACUGUUAAGACCUCAUCCAAUGAUUUAUGUCAGAAACUGAUUCACUCUUUCUUCCGCUAA